This is a messenger RNA of Arachis stenosperma, 835 nucleotides long. Its product is annotated as 30S ribosomal protein 3, chloroplastic-like. Bases 86 to 640 code for a protein of 184 amino acids. Gene Ontology annotation, biological process: translation. NCBI's taxonomy places the organism in Eukaryota, Viridiplantae, Streptophyta, Magnoliopsida, Fabales, Fabaceae. The transcript has 2 exons. Gene Ontology annotation, cellular component: ribosome. The record is from RefSeq and is a predicted model, not a curated record. Gene Ontology annotation, molecular function: structural constituent of ribosome.
AUCUUCACUUCAGUUUCACUUCUGCUUAUCUCUGUGUCUGUCCUCUUCAAACUUCAAACCAGCAUUUAGAACUCAGAAGGCAGACAUGUUGUCCAUGGCACUUCUUCAGCCAAACGUGGUUCCCACUCUCUCUCUAAAGCCUUCAAUUUUUCCAUCGCAAUCUCAAAGCCUCACCCUUAGACCCCUCAAAGCCUCAUCCUUUCCCAAUCCAAAGCCCUUCUUCUCUUCUUUAACACCAAACCCUUCAAAGCUCUCUGCUUUUGCGGCACAAUCUGAAACUGCUCCACAAAUUGUUGCCGAAGAUGAUGCCACUUCUUCAGAUUCCCCUCCCCAGCCUCAGCCUCAGCCUCAGCCUCAGAAGCUUGGAGUGGUAGUGAAGCCAACGGAGAAGCCAAGACUUGUGUUGAAGUUCAUAUGGAUGGAGAAGAACAUUGGCAUUGCACUUGAUCAAAUGAUACCAGGACAUGGAACUAUCCCUCUGAGCCCUUAUUACUUUUGGCCAAGGAAAGAUGCUUGGGAAGAGCUCAAGGAAUUGCUUGAGAGCAAGCCUUGGAUAUCUCAGAAGCAGAUGAUCAUUCUCCUCAAUCAAGCCACUGAUAUCAUCAAUUUAUGGCAGCAGAGUGGUGGCAACCUCGCAUAAGCUUCACUGUACAAUAUUUGUGGAUGCAAACCAAACCUUUUUCUUAUUUUUCAUUCUUCUUGUUUAAUGUUUUUAGUGUCAAUAGAAUGUUCCCCUCUUAAAAUUAUGGUUAUUCUGUUGUAUUGCAUUGCACUCUACAUCUCUCUCUUUCUGCUAUGUUGCUAUGUUAUCCCACAUAAGUCACCAAUUCUUUUA